This is a messenger RNA of Baudoinia panamericana UAMH 10762, 1052 nucleotides long. RefSeq lists its product as uncharacterized. Gene Ontology annotation, cellular component: Golgi apparatus. Bases 100 to 759 code for a protein of 219 amino acids. Lineage: Eukaryota; Fungi; Ascomycota; Dothideomycetes; Mycosphaerellales; Teratosphaeriaceae. Gene Ontology annotation, molecular function: GTPase activity; GTP binding. The record is from RefSeq and is a predicted model, not a curated record. Gene Ontology annotation, biological process: intracellular protein transport; protein localization to organelle; Golgi to plasma membrane protein transport. The transcript has a single exon.
GGGGCCAUUUUCUGCGGAACGAUCGCGGUAGGGUCGAAGGCUGUAUGAGGGUGAUCUCACACGAUGCUUUCGGGCGCGAAGCAUAGCUGAUAGUGGACAAUGUAUCAUCUGUUCAAGUCCAUCUACCUCCAUGCUACCAGCAAGGAAGAGUAUUCGGUCCUCCUGCUUGGCCUGGACAACGCCGGGAAGACCACCUUACUAGAACAGAUUAAAGCAAUAUACAGCCCAGAUCAUCACCCAAACCUCAACACGGUACCGACUGUGGGUCAAAAUGUCAGCUUGAUAGAUUUACCGGACUGCUACCUCCGUAUCUGGGACGUUGGCGGGCAGCACAGUUUGAGGGGACUGUGGCAAAGCUACUACGGCAGUGCGCACGCCAUAGUCUUUGUCGUUGACAGUAGUGAUGUUGGCGAUGCUGAUAUUGAGCGGCUUGGUAAGGACGGUGGCAGCUUAGAGCACGAAGGGCGCUUGGGAGAGUGCAAGCUUGUGCUUGAAGAUGUGUUGCAGAAUGAGGAGACGGAGGGUGUGCCCGUGCUUGUGCUGGCGAACAAGCAGGACAGAGAGGACUGUGUGGAGGUGGUGCGGAUCAAGGAAGGUUUAGUGAGGAAGGUGUUUGAGGGCGAGAAGGGCACGAAUGUCAGAGAUAGCAGAGUGCUCCCGCUCAGUGCAUUGACGGGAACAGGAGUGAAGGAGGCGGUGGAGUGGUUGUGUAGUCGUGUCAAGUGGAACAAGGAGGCUAGACCGCCAGUCAUGAGGUGAGGUACGUGAGGUCUUUUGCACGCUGGAGACAGCCAGCAACGAUCGUCGGGUGGAUCAUCCCUCAGAGCGCCUCUCAACUUGGCAUAUUGUGCAGGUGUUUCCCCUGGACCACUGAAGACCUUCAGGAUUGCUUUUGGAGAAGGCUUCCAUACCCUUUUGCACGACCACAAAGGGCGAGCAAACAACCUGUCAGGCCGCCAAUCACGAAGACUUUGCGGCAGUCACCUGCAAGAUGAUAUACUUUUUGUUGCGCGCAAAAUUCUCGCCGAGCAACCGCGCAGUAAAGUCCUGAA